AUGGAUUACUCGAGGUUCAUAGCUCUGAAUGCGAUUAUUUUGUUUUCGGCCUCUACUAUCUAUGUUGGGUGUCGACGAUCUUAUUCAAUCUAUUUCUUUGAGCGUGAUACAGAAAUAGUGAUAUUCUUAGAAGAAACUGGCGCACUUAUUAUUCCUUUGGUAUUAUCAGUAAUUGUGGUCAUUUUAUAUUUCGGUGCAAAGCGAAAGGAUGCUGCUGAUGAAAAAGAAUCUCGAGCAUCAGGUACACUGUCUUCAGCAGUGCAGAAAAUUACACCUGCUGAAUUAAUUCCCAUCUCACAGUCGUCCGUUAAAGGCAAUGGUGGAGUAUGUAAUGAAAUGAUGGCAGAGAACGAUGUACGUGAUGGUGUUUCUCUGGACAGUCUCGCUGUCAGGAAACUGGCUUCACCAAAGUCUUCAAUAUUAGAUGAUCAUGAACUAGCGAUGGAACGCAGACGGUCACAGAUAUACAAGGAAAUUGGAAAGAUCUCUGUUUUACCAUUUUCGCUCAAUGGAUUACUUUCGAAAAUGACUCAUUCAUCGACUGAAAACAUUUCAAAGCACUCUCUUAUUGAUAUUGUGGCUCAGUUCAUUAGCAUCUACCUACCAAUUUGGAUCGGUGUUAUUGCUUUGCACAUCACGCUAGUUGAAAUAUUCAGCAACAAAUUAUAUUACUUGUUUUACUACUAUCAUCCUGGAAUGAAACUAAUUGCAAUGAUCAUCUCCAUAUCGUUGGGACUAUACCAUCAAUUUAAAUGGACAUGGUUUAUCAAUAAUAUUUUGGUUAUCACUACAUCUUAUGUUGUGGUUUCUCGUGUUGAAACUGCAAGUUAUUAUGCUGGCUUCCUCUUUUUGUUUGGAAUGGUAUUAUUUGAUUUAUUUUGGACUUGUGCUAUCGAUCUCCUUUCAACUGUGUUGAGACAAGUUCGACCUCCACUUAUGAUUAUUAUUCCAUGGGGAAAUGAAGGCAAAUUCGAAAUGAUUUCAGUUGUCGAUAUAAUCGUACCUGGUAUUUUUUUGAAUGUCAUUUUGAAGUUUUCGGAAAUGUAUGAUGCAGGAGCAUUUUUACCUCCAUUUUACGCUGUUGUCAGUGGUUUAUUGGUCACAUUGAUUAUUCAUGUAUUUCGACGAAAAACAACGCCGGCAAUCGUACUUCCUGGAAUAGCAGCCAUGUUAGUAUCACUUCUUAGCGUUGAUAAUCCAUACGAUCUAUGGCAGUUUGAGAUUAAACAUUGA
Thelazia callipaeda (thelaziosis nematode) is the source of this 1233-nucleotide messenger RNA. NCBI's taxonomy places the organism in Eukaryota, Metazoa, Nematoda, Chromadorea, Rhabditida, Thelaziidae. The record is from the annotation of a GenBank genome assembly.